UACAGAAAAGCCUGUUGACGUCAUACAGGCCAAAGGGAUGAAGCGACAGAUAAUGGACGAGUUUGUCUCCAACAACAAGUUCCUGCAGCUGCCUCGGCUGGUCAACCAGCAGCUUUUUGAUGAGCUGUGCCCUGUGAAGCAGUUCCACCGACGGAGGAAGUACUGUGUGCUGCUGAUCACAGGGGAGGACCAAGCCUUUCUUCCGGGCAACAAGGCUUUCCUCGACUUUGCAUCAUUUAACAGAAAAGACGUGCUGCGGUUUGCUUACGUCUACCAGCGUCAGCAGCAGCCUCUCUGUCAGGCACUGCUCCACAAUCAGGCUGCAGUCUCACCGCAGGUGGUGAUUAUUGAGAGGCGGAGCCACGCUGGCAAGGUCAUGUACCGCUCAGUGAGCGGUGGCUGGAACGGCAGUGAGGAAGAUAAGUACCGCCUCCACGAACAGCUGGAGCUCCUGCAGAAAGACCCCACCUAUCUGAGCUCAGACGCCACCCUGCCCGAACUCAACAACGAGAUGGCGCCUAUUUUUAUUAUUCAGUGGAUGAAUGCUGCCUAUGAUUACAUCGUUCAAAUAUACGAUGACCUUCUCUACUCAAACUGGCGAGAAAUGAUGCCCAUUCUGUCAUUGAUCUUCUCCGCUCUCUUCAUUCUUUUUGGCACCGUCAUCAUUCAGGCCUUCAGUGAGCCAGGUGAGAACAAACCCCGGAAGCCAAAGCCAAAGGAGCAACCACAAACUGAGGAAGAUGCAUCAAGUAGAGCCAAUACUUCAAGCCGUCCUCCUAAGAAGGACUUUGUGGAAGUGACGGAGUUGACCGACAUCACGUACAUCAGCAACCUGGUGAAGCUGAGGCCCGGACACAUCAACGUUGUCCUGGUGCUCACCAACGCCUCCAAGAAUGCUCUGCUCAGGAAAUUUGCCAAGGAGGUCUUUUCUUUCUCUGGGACUCAGACUCUGCACUUCUCCUUCCUCAAUGCUGAUAAGCACCGCCACUGGAUGCCAUCGCUCCUUCGCUCAACCUCUGACACUAUGCAGAGCGAGGGCCAUUCGGACGAGGACGAGGAGUCUCCAGACUACGCCGGCCACGUGCUGGCCCUCAACGGCCACAAGAAAUACUUUUGCCUCUUUAGACCCGUCUUCACAGGGGACGAUCCCAACGACUCCUCGUCCGAGACCUCCUCCGACAGCAGGAGAAAGUCCCGGUCCAGGUCCAGGUCCAGCUCCCACUCUCGGUCCAGGUCCCAUUCCAGGGAGGAUGGGGCAGUACCCAAGAGGGGCUCCAGUAGGGCCACCAGCAUAGAAGUCCACCACAAGCUCGAUAGGCUGGGACUGUGGAUGGAGAGGCUAAUGGAGGGCACCCUUCCCAGAUUACAGGUCCCUGCAUGGCCCUCCCUUAGUGACACCACUAACUCCUUCACAGAGAGCUGAGGUCAAAGUAAAACAAAAACAAAAAGGUUUGAUGGUAGUGGAAACACUUUGUGGUUUUGCAUCCUGAUUACAUUCUUCAGCAAAAAAACAAACAGACUGUAGAACAGUGUUGCAGUUUUCAAAUCAUUAUUUGAGUUAUCUUACGCAGAGGCAGGUUGCUACAGUGAACUGUUGCAACCUGUUUACAGAAUAAUUUUAUCUGUUAGAUCGUGUGAAGCAGAUGGAAGUUGAGGACAUAGAGUAGUGUGCUACCGCAAAGGUACAGGGCCUGCGCUGCAUGAUGCUGCUUAAUGUUUUCUGUAAGGAGGAGGAAAACGGAGACUCUAUAGGAAAACAACAAAAGCUGUAGUACACAUACACACACACAGUCAAUCUUUACACACGUAGAGAUCCUGUUCAAGGUGGUGUACUCAUUCCCCCCAAAAACAGCCAAUAAGCAUCAUGGCACAGACGAAGGCUGCAGCUAGCUGUGUGCGUUACAGAUUAACUCUAGUUCUCUGUGUUGCUUUCCUCUCUUUUUAACUCAUUAUGUGAUAUCAUUCAGCUCGGAAAAAGCGCAAUUAUUUUGCUCUACUCAAGUCCUUUGAACCCACCUAGAGCCUCUCAGCCUAAACACAUCUUUUCGACUGACAGCCUCCGAUCGUGAGUUUUUACGAAUAUAGACGUGGAAACUCAGCCUGAUGCACUUAGUUCAUCUUUGUUUGCUGUUAUAGAUCUGCUGACCUUUUUUGAUUCCAGAC
Molecule: messenger RNA, 2163 nt
Organism: Anarrhichthys ocellatus (wolf-eel)
Lineage: Eukaryota; Metazoa; Chordata; Actinopteri; Perciformes; Anarhichadidae
Product: dnaJ homolog subfamily C member 16-like
Exons: 9
Coding region: 38-1423 (461 amino acids)
Source: RefSeq, a predicted model, not a curated record